AUGUUUAGAGGCCGCAGCGCCUGGUUCUCGCAGAGCGUCCCCCCAGAGCUCUACCACCUUUGGGUUGGUGAAGGAGGGGUGAUUGUGAAUUUGGAAGCUGCUGAUUAUCUCUUCAGCAGCAACGCUUCUCACCCGGAUACAAAAAGAAUACACCAAAGUUUAGCCUAUCUAGAGGACCAAGUCACCGUUUUUCAUUCCUGCUUUCUUACUGCGAGUAUCGAUGCUGAAAUAAAGAACUCUGUACCUCUAGGACAUUUCGUUCUCCUACCAGCCAGCUUGCAAAAAGAAAUUAGAAAAAAAAUUGGCCACUUUAUCUGGGAACAGAUAACCAGUCCAGUUCAGGACUUACACUACCAUCCACUUAUACUGCAGUCUGGUCCAACGGCUGAAUCAAAAAGCAUCAAGAAGCAGGAACAGAUAAGAGACAAGAAAGAGCUGGAGAAAUGCCAAGGUCCAAGGACAUCUGAAACAGGGAAGCUAACCUACAUUCCUCUUCAAGAUUAUCCAUCAAGUAACAUGGUGACAGGUUAUACCUCUGAGAGACAGUUGAAGAAAUUUCUCGGGGAGAUACGAGAUUUCAUUCCUGGCUGUUCUGGUUAUUUAGCAUACUGGAUUCCGAAUGAGACCAAUCUUUUCUCUGAUGUGAAGAUGAAAUUAAAGAGGAAGUCAUGA
Messenger RNA from Protobothrops mucrosquamatus (brown spotted pit viper), 672 nucleotides. It is a transcript of the gene TERB2, whose product is annotated as telomere repeat binding bouquet formation protein 2. Gene Ontology annotation, biological process: homologous chromosome pairing at meiosis; meiotic attachment of telomere to nuclear envelope. NCBI's taxonomy places the organism in Eukaryota, Metazoa, Chordata, Lepidosauria, Squamata, Viperidae. The transcript is spliced from 7 exons. Gene Ontology annotation, cellular component: nuclear inner membrane. The coding region runs from base 1 to 672 and encodes 223 amino acids. The record is from RefSeq and is a predicted model, not a curated record.